Messenger RNA from Procambarus clarkii (red swamp crayfish), 1221 nucleotides. The record is from RefSeq and is a predicted model, not a curated record. NCBI's taxonomy places the organism in Eukaryota, Metazoa, Arthropoda, Malacostraca, Decapoda, Cambaridae.
AUGGUCAUUGCCUUAGAAUGCAACAGGAUCAUCAACCAGCUCAAGACCUGCUUUCCUUACCCUGUGUUUGUCCACCACGAGACCGUGGAACAUUAUGUUGACCUCUGCGCUCUGGAGAGUGAAUACGUCGACCCUAAAUACGACUUCAAGAGGGAACAAGUGACCUUCCUGGAAGAAGAUGAAGACCCGACAGGAACACCAAUAACGCCGAUGUCAUUUGGGAAGUCCCAAUGCUGUCGGUGUCUUAUUCCUCCGUUAUCAGAAAUAGGCAAUUCUAUUAAUUAUCAACAACUACUGAGGUUAUCCAAGGGCGGCAGCGGGCAGGAACGCAGGAAUUACUACGAUGUUCUUCAGCUCACCCCUAAGGCUACACAAUCGCAGGUGAAAAAUGCCUAUUACAACUUAUCAAAAACCUAUCAUCCUGACCAGUAUAAAGGAGCAGAAGAUGCUUCUCUCAAGUUCCGAGAGAUAACAGAAGCCUAUGAAGUUCUGGGAAAUUUUCAUAAGAGGAAGAUGUAUGACAGGGGAAUUUUUACUAUUUCAACAGCUGCAACACCAGCUGAAGCUGAGGAGUAUUCUGCCAAAUUUUAUGAAUCACGAAGAAAGAAAGGCUAUGCUCCAACCUCAACAGGACGUACUCCUAUUUUUAACUUUGAUGAAUGGUCAAAGGCUCACUAUGAUCACAGUCGUGUGAGAAGAGAAGAUGCAAAAAUACGCUACGAGAAACAAUUGAAAAAGAGAUUGGAGCAAGCUGAAGGGAAGAAGACAGACAUUGUUGUCACUCUUUUCAUAUUUGGAGUAAUUUUUAUGAUAUUAUAUUCAUCAACUCAGCAAGAUCUUGACACAGGUAAACAUAAAGGUAAAUAACAAUAGUCUUGGUAUACAUGUUAUAGUAUUCUUAAUUUGAAAUGUACGUACAUGAAAAUUUUAUAUAAUGCUGUACCUGUAUAAUGUAUAUAUUAUAUUUUGGGGGGACAAUCUUUUGAUGGAAGAAAUAUUAGCCAUGCAAUAAUAAAAUUUCACCUUAUGAAAUUAAUAAACCUCACAUUGAUUACUGGAUAUUUUCAUGUUGAGUUAAAAGUACAGUACAGUACUGUACUUUACUGUAAACUCAUAAAAUAAAUUUGUAUACAUGUUCUGAGAAUGAAAAAUAUGUUUGUGCUAAUUUGCUCUAACACAAAAAUUGUAUGCGAGGGUAGGUUUGUAAAUAGUGACACUGCU